AUGAGGUCGGCUAUGAUUUUUGUACCUGUUUCUUAAAAUGCACGCGUAUUUUGUUAGUAUAACGAUGAAAACAAAAUUCACCACCUUUAUAUAUACGAUUAAACUUUGUUCCAUUUUCAACCUAAAACUUUGACAUAAGAUUUUGCUUCAUUAUUUUCCAGAAUUAAAAUGAAGGACAUUAAGGGUUUAUGUGAAAAUAUGGUGCUUCUAAUUCUAAUGUUGCUAUGUUUUAAUGGGGUGGUUGAAGUGAACUCACAAAGGGUUCCUGCUUUGUUUGUUUUUGGAGAUUCAGUUGUUGAUGUUGGUAACAACAACUUUCUAAGGACCUUGGCAAGAUCAAACUUUUAUCCAUAUGGUAUUGAUUACAGCAAGGGUAAUACAGGGAGAUUUUCAAAUGGAAAAUCCCUCAUUGACUUCAUUGGAGACAUGCUUGGUGUUCCUUCUCCUCCACCUUUUUUAGACCCUUCUAGUGUUGGAUCUAAAAUACUUAAUGGAGUCAAUUAUGCAUCAGCUUCUAGUGGCAUUCUUGAUGACUCAGGGAGACACUAUGGUGAAAGGCAUAGCUUGAACAGGCAAGUCCUGAACUUUGAGAGCACAUUGAAUCAAUAUAGAACAAUGAUGAAUGCUACAACAUUGAAUCAAUAUUUAGCAAAGUCUCUAGCAAUUGUGGUGACUGGAAGCAAUGACUACAUCAACAACUACCUCCUGCCUGGAUUGUAUGCCAGUAGUUUGAAUUAUUCUGCCCCACAAUUUGGCAAUCUUCUUGUCAACAGCUAUAUGCAGCAAAUUCAGGCUCUAUACAACUUAGGAUUGAGGAAGUUCUUCUUAGCAGGAAUUGGACCAAUCGGUUGCAUACCUAAUCAAAGAGCAAGUCCUUUAGCACCACUAGGAAGGUGCUUUGAUUUGUUAAAUCAAAUGGUUGGAACUUUCAAUACAGGACUCCGAUCAAUGGUGGACCAGAUGAACAAAGACCAUCCAGAUUCCAUCUCUGUUUAUGGAAACACUUAUGGUAUCUUUGGUGAUAUUAUUAAUAACCCCUCUGCCUACGAAUUCAAUGUUAUAGACAGAGCUUGUUGUGGACUAGGAAGGAGUGGAGGACAAAUAUCAUGCCUCCCAUAUCAAUUACCAUGUGCAAACAGAAACCAAUAUGUGUUCUGGGAUGCUUUUCAUCCAACACAAUCUGCUGUUUAUGUCUUUGCUUGGAGAGCUGUUAAUGGCCCGGAAAAUGACUGUCAUCCGAUUAAUAUCCAACAAAUGGCUUCUAUAUAGUUGAAUUAUUAUUAUUGUUUCGUUUAUGAAACAAAACUGUACCAAAUAAAAUUGGAGUGAAAUAUAAUAAUAUUUGAAUAAUAGAAUUCAUAAUAAUCCACACCAA
Molecule: messenger RNA, 1375 nt
Organism: Cicer arietinum (chickpea)
Lineage: Eukaryota; Viridiplantae; Streptophyta; Magnoliopsida; Fabales; Fabaceae
Product: GDSL esterase/lipase At1g71250
Molecular function (GO): hydrolase activity, acting on ester bonds
Source: RefSeq, a predicted model, not a curated record